AUGUCAGACGGCUCAUCAACUCAGACGUCGCACAGACUUCCCAUCUGGGUUCUUGGUCCCAGAGAAGAGAAAGAAGCUCGUCAAAACCUUAAAAAAUUCGCGUACGGGCAGUGCUCAGAAUACGUGAAAGCCAUGGUUGAGUGUUCAAAACUCCACGGACUAAAACUUUUUCCAGCUUGCGAGUCUCAGCGAGACAAGAUGGUUGAGUGUAUAAAGUCCUUCCAAGGGGACGAAUACUUGGACCAACAACGCGAUCAGUUAGUGCAGCGCAAGAUCGGUAAGCUAGAGGAACGACUACAGCAGCAGCAGCAGCAACAACAACAACAACAGAGUAAAUAA
Molecule: messenger RNA, 339 nt
Organism: Lachancea nothofagi CBS 11611
Lineage: Eukaryota; Fungi; Ascomycota; Saccharomycetes; Saccharomycetales; Saccharomycetaceae
Source: the annotation of a GenBank genome assembly